UCGGGUUGGUUUGAUUUUCUGACCGACUGCAGUUGAAAGUAGAAACUUUAUGACAGUAUGCUAUAUUUGUGUUUCUCUCAGGAUUGCUGUCAAUAUCAUCAAGCAAAGGAUGGAGAUGGAUGGGUGGAGUACAAGGGAUCACUAGGCUUUGAUGGCUCUCAAAAGAAGAUGGAAAUUCCCCGGGCUUUUGUUUGUGCUGAGAGCAAAAUUUUUGAUGUUUCGGAAUGGGCAAUUUGUCAGGGAAUAGCUUGCAGGCCAAACACUCAUCGGCCAAGCUUCCAUGUGAACAUGGUUGGUUUGGAGAAGACAAAUUCCACGGGUGAGAGGAGUAAUUCAAGCAGAUACCCAUGGGACUUGGAUGCAGAAAUGAUGGAGGAUGAAGAGGAAGAAUUUGAGAUGUGGCUACAAGAAGCUUUAGCCUCUGGUCUUUUCUGUGAAACUUCCAAACGUCGAAAAAGUUGGAGUCCCUUAGAUGAUUGGAAGUCUUAUCUAUGAUUGGAAACAUUUUUUUCCCUUUUCUUCCAGCAACAUCCCCAAUGAUGUUACUUAAAAUUGCCACACACGCUCUAAAAAGAACAAAAGAUUCAUGUGGAUGGUUGACAGCAGAACUCGAAAGAAAGACAAACUUUCGAAAGACAAACAGACGAAACUAGAAUGAACCACCAGGUAGAGACAUUUGUUUUCCCUUUGUAAAAUGUAAAUACCUUUGCUGCCCCCUGAUUGUUCAUGUAGAAGGUUUUUUUUAUUGAGUCUUGUCUUGUCAUGGAAGAAGAACAUCUCUUAUUGUACAUUAGUAGUCAUACUUUUCUCUUUUGCAUGCUCAGUAAUAAAAUUUACAGACAAGUUACUUUUUU
Molecule: messenger RNA, 854 nt
Organism: Impatiens glandulifera
Lineage: Eukaryota; Viridiplantae; Streptophyta; Magnoliopsida; Ericales; Balsaminaceae
Product: dnaJ homolog subfamily C member 14-like
Exons: 3
Coding region: 58-495 (145 amino acids)
Source: RefSeq, a predicted model, not a curated record